This is a messenger RNA of Chanos chanos (milkfish), 1418 nucleotides long. RefSeq names its product eukaryotic translation initiation factor 4E binding protein 1 (gene eif4ebp1). Gene Ontology annotation, biological process: negative regulation of translational initiation. The coding region runs from base 310 to 672 and encodes 120 amino acids. Gene Ontology annotation, cellular component: cytoplasm. The record is from RefSeq and is a predicted model, not a curated record. NCBI's taxonomy places the organism in Eukaryota, Metazoa, Chordata, Actinopteri, Gonorynchiformes, Chanidae. The transcript has 3 exons. Gene Ontology annotation, molecular function: eukaryotic initiation factor 4E binding.
GGUGUGUGUAUGAGGGAGUGCGAGAGAGAAACGUGGUCUAGCACUUAGCUAGCGUGCGGGAGUGAAUGUGUGAGUGAAUAACUGUAAAGCUUAAUAGAUGUAGGAUAAUUUAUUUUUCUAUGUAUCGGACGUUUGCUGAAACGUAGCUUGCAAACAGUAUAUCAAAAAUAGCUAGCUGUUGGCUUAAAUUCAAUUUUUUCGAGGCAGCUUUCCCGAGCUAGCUAGCGAAAAAUUUGUGAUUGUAACUACAGAAGUAGAGGUACGAUUAGAUUUGAGUACAAAUUUAACUUUGCCACAGCAGUAUCAAAAAUGUCCAUGGGCAGUCAGAAGACCACCAGUCGGGCUAUUCCGACCACCAGACGCGUGACCAUCAACGACGCGGCCCAUUUGCCCCAUGACUACUCCACUACGCCUGGGGGGACCCUGUUUAGCACUACUCCUGGAGGCACCCGCAUCAUCUACGAUCGGAAGUUCUUGCUGGACUGUCGCAGUUCCCCCUUGGCUCGCACACCUCCCUCAUGCCUCCCUGACAUUCCAGGGGUGACCAGCCCACCAACAGCCAGCAUCAACAAUGACAAGGCCCGCAACCAGCAGACCCUCAACAAUAACAACUGUAGCCCCCCUGCAGACAAAAGCGCAGUGGAGGACGCCCAGUUUGAAAUGGACAUCUGAUUGCGAGGUAGAAGGACCUAGCACGAGAGGGAAACAAUAUUUAAGACGGAUUACUGUGAUGACUGUUCUUUAAGAGGAUCUCAAAAAAUCAGAGGAUUUCUCCCAUACACACCCUCUCUCCUGCCAUUCUUACCUUCUGUUUUAACAAGAACGUUUUCUCUGCACUGUUGCUGUCAGUCAAGGCAAACUUUGACCAUAGAUUCCUGGUUUACACUGCUGUGCCUAAAAGCUCCACUCUCUCAAGAGUUUUCAGGUUGUGCCACUAAGCACACCACAUCACGUGGUCCUGCUUAGUUACAUCUUCGUUCAUUUAUGGCUUAAGGCCUCUCAAAGUUUAUAAUGUACCAUUUGUUAAUUUAAUUUGGACUGGUAGCCUAGUUUAUCAAAUGAUCUGUAGAGAGAGCAUCUACUCAAUGGCCUUUUUUGAUCAAAUAUCAGUGGUCUACAAACCGAGACAAAUAAGCAUUCUCGCCACUUUUAAAUGAAUGAGCACUCGAGAAAGAAUAAUCCAUUGUUCUCCCUCUCUUUUGGCGAUGAAAUAUUUUUGAUAAUCAUGAACUCUGUUUUGUUUUCUUUUGAAAAGCAUUUUUCACCAUAAGUGACGCUCAUUAGAAUGUAAAAAAAAAAAACAACAACUUUUUAUUUUGUUAAUGCAAUGGAAUUCUCUAAAUUGUAUGAGUUUAUUCUACCCAGUUAUUCCCAAUGAGACAUUGAAACAUAGCAGCGAUAAUAAAAAAAAAAACGAU